AUGGCCACUGUCAUUCCUGGUGAUUUGUCAGAAGUAAGAGAUACCCAGAAAGUCCCUUCAGGGAAACGUAAGCGUGGUGAAACCAAACCAAGAAAAAACUUCCCUUGCCAACUGUGUGACAAGGCCUUUAACAGUGUUGAGAAAUUAAAGGUGCACUCCUACUCUCACACAGGAGAGAGGCCCUACAAGUGCAUACAACAAGACUGCACGAAAGCCUUUGUUUCUAAGUACAAAUUACAAAGGCACAUGGCUACGCACUCUCCUGAGAAAACCCACAAGUGUAACUAUUGCGAGAAAAUGUUUCACCGGAAGGACCACCUGAAGAACCACCUGCACACGCACGACCCCAACAAAGAGACGUUCAAGUGCGAAGAGUGCGGCAAGAGCUACAACACCAAGCUGGGCUUCAAGCGGCACCUGGCCCUGCACGCGGCCACGAGUGGCGACCUCACCUGCAAGGUGUGCCUGCAGACGUUCGAGAGCACCGGUGUGCUGCUGGAGCACCUGAAGUCGCACGCGGGCAAGUCGGCGGGCGGCGUGAAGGAGAAGAAGCACCCGUGCGAGCACUGCGACCGCCGCUUCUACACACGCAAGGACGUCCGCCGACACAUGGUGGUGCACACGGGAAGGAAGGACUUCCUCUGCCAGUACUGCGCUCAGAGGUUCGGGCGCAAGGACCACCUGACGCGGCACAUGAAGAAGAGCCACAACCAGGAGCUCCUGAAGGUCAAGACGGAGCCCGUGGACUUCCUGGAUCCCUUCACCUGCAACGUGUCGGUGCCCAUCAAGGAUGAGCUCCUCCCGGUGAUGUCGCUGCCCUCCAGCGAGCUGCUCUCCAAGCCGUUCCCCAGCACGCUGCAGCUGAACCUCUACAACACUCCGUUCCAGUCUGUGCAGAGCUCGGGCUCUGCCCACCAGAUGAUCACCACCCUGCCUUUGGGCAUGACGUGCCCCAUAGACAUGGAUGCUGUCCACCCCUCCCACCACCUUUCCUUCAAGUACCCGUUCAGUUCUACCUCAUACGCCAUCUCUAUUCCCGAAAAAGAACAGCCCUUGAAGGGGGAGAUUGAGAGCUACCUGAUGGAGCUGCAGGGCGGCGUGCCCUCCUCCUCCCAGGACUCUCCAGCGUCCUCAUCCAAACUGGGGUUGGAGCCGCAGCUCGGGUCCCUGGAGGACAGCACGGGGGACCUCUCCCUGUCCAAAAGCUCCAUCUCCAUCAGUGACCCCCUAAACACACCAGCAUUGGAUUUCUCUCAGCUGUUCAAUUUCAUACCAUUAAACGGCCCUCCCUAUAACCCGAUCUCGGUGGGGAGCCUGGGGAUGAGCUACUCCCAGGAGGAGGCACACUCUUCCGUGUCUCAGCUCCCCCCGCAGAGCCAGGACCUGCCGGAUCCUGCCAGCACCAUAGGGCUGGGCUCUCUGCACUCGCUGUCCGCAGCCUUCACCAGUAGUCUGAGCACGAGCACAACCCUGCCCCGUUUCCACCAGGCUUUCCAGUAG
Molecule: messenger RNA, 1500 nt
Organism: Budorcas taxicolor (takin)
Lineage: Eukaryota; Metazoa; Chordata; Mammalia; Artiodactyla; Bovidae
Gene: PLAG1
Product: PLAG1 zinc finger
Exons: 2
Coding region: 1-1500 (499 amino acids)
Source: RefSeq, a predicted model, not a curated record